This is a messenger RNA of Durio zibethinus, 2980 nucleotides long. NCBI's taxonomy places the organism in Eukaryota, Viridiplantae, Streptophyta, Magnoliopsida, Malvales, Malvaceae. The record is from RefSeq and is a predicted model, not a curated record.
CGAGAUCGUCGUUCUUUCUGUUGGUUUCUUCCUCGGGUGUUUGGAUUUUUGAAGUGUCUUGGGAAUGGCAAAACGGUAGCACCACCAACAGCGUCAAGGGGAUGGCUCAGUAACAUGUCAUCAAUGUCAUCUAGGAUUUAUUUCUUCCUCAUCAUCCUUCAGAUUCCUCUUUUCAGGUCAAACUCCUUUUUGUUUUUCUUUUUUUCGUCUAAGUUCUAACGCUACCCAGAUUCAUAAGCUCAUAUCCUAAGUUGUUUCUCAAUCUGGGUAUCUCUUAGAUUUUACUUUUUUCAUGUUUUAGCAUCUGGGCUUUUGGCUAUUUCGACGUUUUAGGUUGAUUUGUUGCUCUAUUGUUCUCUCUUGGAUGUACCAUUUUAGGGGUUUCUGUUUUUAGUUUCACUCUUUGCUUUUAAGUUGCUUCUUUUAUUUUAGCAACUAGUUAUAGAAUUUAUUUCAUAAAAAUGAUUGGCCUAUUUGGAUGUUCUCUGUUGAGAUUUGUUUUUCAAUUUGGAUUAGAUAAAAGAAACAGUGAAUGAGCAUCGCGAAGAAGCUAUGAAAAGUCAGAACUAAUGUUGCUUUUCAGUGGAUUUUGUACUAAUGUUGUUUUAUGAUAACUGGUUUUGAGGUUGACUUUUGGGAAUAUAUCAUUUAAAAUAAUUGGCCAACUGAUGAGGGCUUUCAAGGUUGUUCAAAAGGUUCUCCAAGGUUCAAAAUACUGUGGAAUGGAGCGCAAUGGUGCUUUGCAUUUGAAUCCAGUAUUAUAUCACUGCAGAGGUGAAUCCCACGAAGAGUUGUCGCCUUAUGAAUGGUAUGAAAGGGCUUUUCUAAAGUUAUCAAGAUUGGUCCACUUCUUAAAAGAUGUGGAUUCAGUUGAUGGAUGGCUUGUGAAUGUGAAAGAUAAUUCAGUCAUCAUCAGUGAUUGCAUUGAAUAUAAUGAAUACUUUCAAGUUACUUGCAAGGAUCUUUAUUGGGUCUCCGUCGGUUUAGCUAAUGCUAAACAAGUCUCCAAAUUUGACUGUUUUUAUAAACCUAGUGAAAGAGAGCCCAUGACUGUGAAUUCGUUAACCAAAGUGAGUAAAGUUUUUGAAUGUUGCUACUCAACAGAGGUAUUCAGUGCAUUUAAAAAUAUGUCCACGGGUUACAUAACACAGGAUAUGGACAAGUGCCCUUAAGGAAAUAUUGAAUGAAUUAAAAUCAGAGAUAGAUUUGUUGAAUCACCAAUUCCCAAGGAGCCAAGAUGGGCCAGCAGAUAGUUUCUAGCUACCUUAAGUUCUUGGCUGAAUCAGCUGUUUCUUAUGAACCUGAUUCUGCUUCAUGGAUGCGGCUUUCACCUGCAAAGAUUAUUGACUCUCCUUCCCACAAAUGGGAUGAUGUUGUGAAGAUGUUUGCUGAUCUCAUUAAUUGUUUGAAGAGUGAGAAGGGUUGGCUUUAUCAUGUGAUAAAGAUUGAGGUAAUGAAAGCAGGUUUGUCUCAAAUCAAUAAUGUGUUAGUCAAUAAUAGUAUUGGGUAUAAGGAUGCUAAGGACCAAGAAAACCUGGUACAAAAGAAGCUCUCUAAGACAUUUGGACACUCAUCACAGUGCUUGUUCACACUUUUACUGUACUACCUCUAUGGACAAGUUAGAGAUAUUGAAGUGGAUUUGUGCAGAUCAAUUUAUGGGAAUGAUUCUGAGAAUAGGUUUACAUUGUGCAUGGGAAAAAUUCUGUCUUUAAAUGAGGAGAAAAUGGUUUGCAGUGGGUUUAAGCAAUUGGACAGGGCUCUGGGGUUAUUCAAGUUUAUAUGGGAAACAGCAGGCAUGAAAGGGAUUUUGGAGUUGCAAGACCACGCAUGGUGUGUAGGGCCUGAGGAGAGGUUGGUUGUCAAGGAAAUGCCUUCUUUAUACUCGGGAUCAGUCUUGGACCAAAGAGCAUCUCAUCAAAACCUCUAUGAUAUUGCUUUAAGUUUGUGUAAAACUGUAACAAGCUCUGGAUUAUAACUGCACCUUCCUGAGAGUUAAAUAUUAUUGUCCAGUUCGGAAGAUAUGAGGUUGAUUAAUGAGCUUCUUUUAGUGUUUUGACCUACUGAAGUUUUAAAUAGAAUGACGGUCAAAUUAACCUGCAGUUUUUCCAAGAGAAAAGAAACACACUGUAGAUCAUCAGAACCGAAAAGAUGCCUGUCUAGUCAUUCUUGAAAGUGCAAAUGUUUGCUAUAGAAGGAUUUGAUGCAGAUCUGGUUUGUGUUCAACUCUAAUUCAUGUCACAUCUUCCCAGUUGAUUGCAAGCAACAUCUUUCCUGUACCUGUGGUGAAGGAACUCCUCUUUCCUGGAGCCAUGGCAAACAACCUUGUCGAGAACAUGACUGUUCCAAUCUUGGACAACCUGUUAAACAUCUAUAACUUACUAGUAUAAAGGAAGCCUCUGCAGUACAUGAUCUCCUGCACUUAGAGGUUCUAGCAGGAAGCUACUCCUGUGUCGCAGGAGCGCUUGCAGGCCUUCUAAGAGAUGAGUGUGUUUGGGACACUACUGGUAAUCUGGGGUGUUGUCAAGGAGGGGAUUUGGGGAAAGACUGCAAAUUCUGAUCCUACAAAAGCUGUGUACGUGUAUCCAACAAUGUUGAUUGCACUAAUUUGUGCCUUGUCAUCUAUCAAGUAUGAUGCAAAGAAAGUUAUGAGAACUGCCCCUGCACGACCAAUUGCAAAGUCUCUUCCAAAUCUUAAGCUGAAAUAAUUUGAAAUUUUCAUUUCUGGAGUGAAAAGCUAUUUCUCAUUUUCUUUGACACUGAACUCUUAUAACCAAUCAGCUGAAGUGUCUAUUCCAUACAAGUAAUUCCCAAAACCUCAUUUGCUGCUUCAAAUGUUUUCUGGAGCUGCAUACCCGGUGUGGAACCUGAAUGGGUAGGAAUAAGAUCUUAAGUUGCAUCAAGAUUUUGUCAAGCUUUGCAGAUGCUGUGUGUCACGGACUAAGCUUUCUCUCAACAAGCACUAGCCCGUGUGGCACUUGAA